Molecule: messenger RNA, 594 nt
Organism: Wallemia ichthyophaga EXF-994
Lineage: Eukaryota; Fungi; Basidiomycota; Wallemiomycetes; Wallemiales; Wallemiaceae
Product: Protein ras-2
Exons: 4
Coding region: 1-594 (197 amino acids)
Biological process (GO): signal transduction
Cellular component (GO): plasma membrane
Molecular function (GO): GDP binding; GTPase activity; GTP binding
Source: RefSeq, a predicted model, not a curated record
AUGGUUACCACGCCUUAUAAACUUAGUGUAUUGGGUGAUGGUGGUGUUGGUAAAACUGCGCUGACUGUACAGUUCUGCAUGAACUCCUUCGUUGAAACCUACGAUCCAACCAUCGAAGACAGCUACAGAAAGCAAGUUGUUUUAGAUGAUAGCCCUGCUUUACUUGAAGUUCUUGAUACAGCCGGUCAAGAGGAGUAUACUGCUCUACGCGAUCAAUGGAUUAGAGAAGGCGAAGGUUUCUUACUCGUCUACUCAAUUGCUUCACGUUCCACUUUCGAUAGAAUCGAUAAAUUCCGUAAUCUUAUCACUCGUGUUAAGGAGAGUGAUGACAUACCACUGAUGCUUGUUGGAAAUAAGUGUGACAAGGUUUAUGAGCGUGAAGUUAGUCUAUCAGAGGCUCAACUCAUGGCAAAGAAGUUACAAUGCUCCAUGAUUGAAACUUCUGCUAAAACUUGCGUUAAUGUUGAAAGAGCUUUCUUUCACGUCGUCAGAGAGAUUAGGCGGCAGAGACAAAGUGUCAAUGGUACUACUAAUCAACAUCCUGCUCAGCCCUAUAGAAGAAAUCAACGUAGACGAAGAUGUACUAUCCUUUAG